Molecule: messenger RNA, 2301 nt
Organism: Prinia subflava (tawny-flanked prinia)
Lineage: Eukaryota; Metazoa; Chordata; Aves; Passeriformes; Cisticolidae
Product: serine/threonine-protein kinase PAK 3-like
Exons: 9
Coding region: 141-1262 (373 amino acids)
Biological process (GO): regulation of axonogenesis; regulation of MAPK cascade; intracellular signal transduction
Cellular component (GO): cytoplasm
Molecular function (GO): ATP binding; protein serine/threonine kinase activity
Source: RefSeq, a predicted model, not a curated record
GCAGGAAUGGCGCCAUGGACUAUAGAUCUCAGGCGAGGGAAGGCAAGGACUACUGCAGGCACUGGAUGCACAGAGGCAGGUGCUAGUAAGAUUUUUCCUGACACAAUAUCAAGGACAAGCUACAGCAAGCUCAGAGGGAGAUGAAGGCAAUGGAGAAGAGACACAAAGAAGAAAUGGAAAGGAUGCGCAGGAUCCAGCUGCAGUACAGGCUGUGUGAACAAAAGCAGAUGGACACAGGCUCUGCAGCAGCGUCCUCCAAAGAAGGAGUCUCCCCUCUGCAGCCUGAAAACUCGAGCAUGGACAGUUCAUGCUGGUCAAGCCAGGAGAGAGAGAAGCAAUGCCUGAAGAUGCUGAGGAGCAUUGUGAGCAUGGCAGAUCCAGCAGAGAAAUACACUGGCUGGCAACAUAUUGGCAGUGGGGCUUUUGGCACCGUUUCUAAGGCCUUGGAUGCUGCCAGGGGACAAGAGGUGGCCAUAAAAGAACUUAAUCUCCAGCACCAGGGUGUCGAGGAAGUGUUAAAAGAAAUCCUGGUCUUGAAAGAAAAAAGAAACCCCAAUAUUGUCACCUACCUACAAAGCUACCUUGUCAAUGGGGCUGUCCUGCUGGUGCUGGAGUACAUGGACGGAGGCUCUUUAGCUGAGGUUGUCAGAAAGAAAAGGAUGGAUGUAGGACACAUAGCAACAGUCUGUCGCGAGUGCCUGCAAGGCCUGGCUUUCCUUCAUGCCAACCAGGUGAUCCACAGGGACAUCAAAAGUGACAACAUCCUUCUGAGCCGGGAUGGCGCCGUCAAGUUGGCUGAUUUUGGCCUCUGUACUUGGCUCACCCCUGAGCACAGUAAACGGAAGUCCGUGGUCGGCACCCCUCGCUGGAUGGCACCCGAGGUGGUGAGAGGAGAGCCAUACGGCCCCAAAGUGGACAUCUGGUCCCUUGGCAUCGUAGGAAUACACAUGGCCAAAAGAGAGACUCCUUACAUUCGUCUAAACAGUGCCAGGGCUAUGUAUCUGAUAAGCACGCAGGGGGCACCAGAUGUGCACACGCUCAGGCUGCCCGCUGCCUUGCGUGACUUUCUGGGCUGCUGCCUGCAGAUGGAUGUGGACAGGCGAGGCUCUGCCGAGGAACUUCUGCAGGUACGAUGCAAAGAGGCUGCAGGCCCACCAGCUCUUCCCUUGCACAAACUCCAGGACAUCAGAUGGGCCCCCUGUAGUGAUCUCUGCUCUGGGUGCUUUUCAAAUGGAAACCAAGUGGGAUCCAAGACUGACUGAGGUUAGAUGGGACCAGUGAAGGUCAUCUAGUCCAAACUGCCUGCCACUGGCAAGGACAUGCUCAAGGAGAUCAGGUUGCUCAGAGCCCCAUCCAACCUGACCUUGAAUGUUGCCAGGGGUGGAGCACCUGCAAGCUCUCUGGGCAGCCUGUGCCCCUGUUUCAGCACUCCCCUGGAAAACAGUUUCCACCUUCAGAGCCAAUCUGAAUCCACUCUCUUUGAGCUUAAAAGCAGUCCCCUUUGUCCUCUUGCAAUUGGCCCUGCUAAUAGAUGUGUCCCUAUCUUUCUUCUAAGCCCCUUCCAAGACUGAAAGGUCUCCUUGGGGCUUGCCCUUCUGCAGGCUAAACAAGCCCAAGUGUCUUAGGUAAUCCUCAGAGGAGAGCUCGCAACUUGUGGUCAUUUCUGAGGCCCCCUUUUGCUCUUGGCUGCUGUAUUCAGGUUUAGCUGCUAGCCAAGGCAGUGAACUAUUGCAGUGCUGGGGGUGGAGGCCUGCAGUGGGGCUUGAAGAACUCAAGGAAAGCAGUCCCUGCCAAGCGGUUCUACUCUGGUCUGUGGCAAGGCAAGGGCUGUGUGGAGCUGCCUGUGAGCCUCAGAGUGCACCCAGCUUGUCCCUCCUGGCCCACUCUUAGAGGUUCCUGCCAGCCAAACAGGGACAGCUGAGCAGGAUUUGUGCCAGCCCCAUGUGCUGCCUGGCCCGGUCAAGUAGAUGAGAACCUCUGCGGCGGCUUUGCUGCCAGGUUUUGUGGCAGACAAGGAGCUGGUGAGCGGGCCACUUCCUUGGCUGUCCCAGCUGUGAAGGAAGAUGCCAGCCAGCACAGGAGGGGAAGGGCAUGCCAAGGAAGACAUUGCUCUGCCUGCAAGCCAGAGCUGAGUCCAUCUGCGCUCUGCCGUUUGUGUCUGUCUGUGUUUCUGGGUGCUAGAGGAAUCCAGCUUGACCCUGAUAGAAGCUCAGUUUGGAAAAGGAUGCUUUCCUUUCUCCUUUGGCUCUUUACUUUCAAUUUCUUUUGUUUUUUCCCUUUGGACAGCAUCCAUUUCUCAAA